This is a messenger RNA of Lactuca sativa (garden lettuce), 1260 nucleotides long. RefSeq names its product Glyceraldehyde-3-phosphate dehydrogenase-like family protein. Gene Ontology annotation, biological process: aspartate family amino acid biosynthetic process. The record is from RefSeq and is a predicted model, not a curated record. Lineage: Eukaryota; Viridiplantae; Streptophyta; Magnoliopsida; Asterales; Asteraceae. Gene Ontology annotation, molecular function: homoserine dehydrogenase activity; NADP binding.
AACUCAUAAGCAGCAAAAACACACAGUCCGACGCGGAGGGCUACCGUGAAAUCAAGGAGAAAAUGAAGAAUAUUCCGAUCAUUCUUAUGGGUUGCGGAGGCGUUGGGAGACAACUCCUCCACCACAUCGUCUCCUGUCGAACCCUACACGCAAACAAGGGAAUUCACUUGCGAGUUGCGGGUAUAUUCGAUAGUAAAUCAUUUCUUGUUGUACCAGAUGUGUCGUCUAUGGAGUUCAAUGAUACCUUUUUGAUGAACAUUUGCCAGAUCAAAUCAAACGGCUUGUCCCUUCAAACAUGUGUUGAAUCUGGUAAAUCUGAAGCUUUUUCAUCUCCCGAAUCCACAAAAAAACUCACAGACAUGGCUGCUCGUUUAGCUUUUACCCUUGUUGAUUGCUCUGCAAGUUCAGAAACCAUUGGAGCUAUUACACAAGCAGUAAAUUUAGGAUGCUGUGUUGUGUUAGCCAAUAAGAAGCCUCUUACUUCUUCAAUGGAAGAAUUUGAUAACUUAUUCUUACAACCACGUCGCAUUAGACAUGAAUCAACAGUUGGUGCUGGACUCCCUAUUAUAGCAUCAUUAAAUCGAAUAGUUUCAUCUGGAGACACUAUUUAUCGCAUAAUUGGAAGCUUGAGUGGUACAUUGGGGUAUGUAAUGAGUGAGGUAGAAGAUGGAAAGCCAUUUAGUGAAGUUGUUAAAGCUGCUCAAGCCCUUGGCUAUACUGAACCAGAUCCUCGUGAUGAUCUCAGUGGCAUGGAUGUUGCAAGAAAGGGUUUGAUCCUUGCACGACUUCUUGGGCACCGUAUGGAUAUGAAUAGCAUCAAGAUUGAAAGUUUAUACCCUGAUAAAAUGAGGCCAAACACAAUGUCUCUCAAAGACUUUUUAGCAAAUGGCCUACAGUUAUUGGAUAACGAUAUUGAAGAGAGAAUCAAAAAAGCUUCUUCAAACGGGAAUGUUUUGCGCUACGUUUGUGUCAUUGAGAACUCAAGGUGCAAUGUUGGAAUUCAAGAGCUACCAAAAGAAUCGGCUUUGGGAAGAUUGAGAGGAAGUGACAAUGUGGUGGAGAUUUACAGUCGAUGCUACAAGGAACAGCCAUUGGUGAUUCAAGGUGCUGGAGCAGGCAAUGAUACAACAGCUGCUGGUGUUCUUGCUGACAUUCUUGAUCUUCAGGAUCUAUUUACAUAAACAACACACACACACAUCAAUAGUUUGUGAAAUUACCCUUGUGCCCUUGAUCGGUUUUAAUGCUUCGAUUUGAAGAUAA